CAAGCGUCAUAGUGCCACGCACAUUGCGGAUAUUACCGGUAUCUGAUGAUUAUGCCUGCUGCGUCGAAAUCUGGUCAGCCAGACUCUACAGGAGUAUCUAGUUGUCUAAGAGCAGUGUGUUGAAAUUCAUUGAUGAUCGAAAUGGCUGAGAUGAUCAGAAUAUCGUGACCUCGAGAAAGUGCUAGAUUCAUCUAUCCGGUAGAGACCCUCCAGUAAGUUUGCCAUCAUUGCAAGCACAGUUGCAUAGAAAUGUCUAGUAACGAUAUAGGGUGAUUUGGCUUUCGACAGUCUAUUGUUUGAGAGCCAGCAGCCUGAAAAUCCUUGAGUCCAGGGAGAAGGGACGACUGAACUGGCCGUGGCAUGGAGUCCGUUGCUUGGGUAUUAGCCGUGCAUUUCCUGCUGCUAACGUUAGGUGCGAUCAAGACAGUUCGAGGUGCACGGAAUGGAACAAACUCGUAUGUAGAAUACACUAGUAGGUAUUCGGAGAGUGGAAAAGGAACUGGAUCGCUGUGCUCGAGUGGCCUGGUCCUGACUAUAGGCUGUGCACUUGUGCUUUCGACCGUUCUCCUAUCGAUUAUGCUCAUCUUGUUGGGACGCCAGUACAUGCGCGUCAGCAGACAACUCCAUGCCCAGAACUUGAACACUAAAAUCAACCCUCAAAAGGUCUCCAUAUCACCGCCGUCACCAGAUUCCGCCGCCCCUUGCCUUGCCGAUUGUGAAAAUGAGCCAUACUUGUCCUCUCUAUGCGCACCAUGCCAGGACCAAGCGUCGUCGUCCGAAGAGCACAGUCACGUGACACGUAAAAGUACGUCUACAAAAAACGCUCCCGGUGCAUGUUCUGCAGAUGUUCACAGCACUCAGCACUACGACUAUGGUAGCCAGCCAGCUCCAGUGCUCACCGAUACAGGACAAUUCAAGCGCACGAAUGGUGGCUUGGAGGGAAACAAGCACGCACGCCCAAGUAGCGUCAGCGAGAAGCAUGGUCAUAUAAGCCAAGGUGAAGAAAACCAAGCACAACUGGUGGAUGCGUCGUGUGUAGUAUGCCCAGCUAAUCAAAAGUCUCAUUACGAGGUCGAGGAACAGGAGCAUGUCACUGAUGCAGUUGGACCUGAAUGUGGCGGCUUGGAGGUAAGGCCAUGCACGAAGAUCAGAGGUCUUGCCAGAGGCGACAAUGUAUCCAAAUCAGGGCCUAAAAGUGCCGCCCACAGCAUGUUGCAGAAGGGCACAGCUGCCAAUUCACCUCGCCUGUACGAAAUAGAUGACUUGGAAUAUCAUAGUACGGCAACUGGCACUAACGACUCGCAACAAUCCAGUCCAAGGCAAAUGGUGCCAUACUUCGACCUGCUUCCUAAACGGUUAGACUCAGAGAGUCGUCCACUGUCAAGGGACAUAGAGAUGUCUGGAACAUCUGUUCCUACGAAGAAAACUGGCACAGAUGUCUCACGAUUGGUCAGACCAACCGCUGCGGCAACAGUGUUGCAUAAACCACUGCCACAACGGCAUGGCGGACGCGUUGACCCAUCCACAAGGCAGAAGAAAAGAUGUCGCAGCAUGGACAACAUUCUAUGUAGUGGGACUGAUCCGUGUUCAUCCGUGCCUGGUGGUCAGCACACAGAAAGGUCGUCCAAUAUCUCCGACCACUGUUAUGAAGGUAUGGACGUUUGCAGCACAACCAAGCAGGGAUUAACUUCCCUUUCGGCUGGAUAUCACCUCCCAGCUGUAGGCAACUGCCAAUUCCCUCAAGCUGAUAGACGUGCACCGACGGAUUCGGUACUUCCUAUCCCCUACCAUCAGGUCCUUUGUCAAGUAUCUCCACUGCGUGGUCUGGCGCCGAGUGAUCAAGUUAUACUCCAGGCUAGCCCUGUGUACGAUGAAGUCACACCAACAACUGCAGCCAGUUGGGUGUGAAAACUAGGAUAAAUAUUCCGUAUACAAUAAUGUACACUUGACUUCAGCGUUCUCCUCAAAUUCACACAAUGUUCCAAGCAUGACAUCGUUCUUUUAGAUCACCAGAUGUCCAUACAUUUGUACAUAGCUUUAGCAUGAGUGAUAACAUGAUCUACUGAGGGUAAAUAACACAUGCCUUAGCUAGUGCGAGCGAUACCUAAAGAGUGUCUUGUUGAUUAAAAAAAAUAUUUUCAUCUCUUUUCAAUGCUUUCUACAGUUCUUAAACAAAAUUAAAAUACUGCCUUUCAACUUCUUGAAUCUCACUUACCCAAAUACUAUCAACUCACAUUCAUUUAGACCUUCUAUCAUAUUUUUGCUCCGGAUUGAAUCGAGUUUGCACCCAACCAAAUUUUAGAAGUUAGGAAGUAGGUACCGUGUGUAGCGUGUCCUCUGCUACCAGAUAAUGUC
Messenger RNA from Sycon ciliatum, 2355 nucleotides. RefSeq lists its product as uncharacterized. Bases 361 to 1908 code for a protein of 515 amino acids. Lineage: Eukaryota; Metazoa; Porifera; Calcarea; Leucosolenida; Sycettidae. The record is from RefSeq and is a predicted model, not a curated record. The transcript has 2 exons.